AUGGGGAGACCGGCAGGAUACUGGGUGAACAAGAUUCGGACAUCGUUCAAAGGAGGAUCCUCGAACAAAUCAGACGAAGGAAGUGGUUCCGGUUCUGGUUCUGGUUCUUGUAAGAAAGAUGUCAUCAAGCCCACGAGUCCAGAGAGUUCGAAAGAAGAAUCAAAGAAUGGGACUGAUCAGAGUGGGAGGAAAGUGAUGCUCGUGGUCGAUGCCACUUCUCAAUCCAAGAACGCGCUUCAAUGGGCGUUGAUACAUUGUGUUCAAGAUGAAGAUAGUAUCAUUCUUCUCCAUGUCAUAAAAACACCAAGAGCACAAGCACUUGGGGAGGAGACUCAGAAGGAGAGAGAGUCGAGGGCUUAUGAACAAGUCCAUCCGUUGAAGAACUUGUGUCAGCUCAAGAAACCUAACGUGAAAACCGAGAUCAUGGUUGUGGAGGCGGCGGCAGAGGAGAAGGGGAAAACGAUAGUGGAGGAGACGAAGAAGCAAGGGGUAGGGGUUCUAGUGAUGGGUCAGAGGAAGAGGCAGUCCAGGUGGCGUGUGAUAUGGAGAUGGCGUGGGACGAAGAACGGCAAUGGUGGAAUCGUUGAACAUUGCAUCCACAACACGGAAUGUAUGGCAAUUGCCGUGCGGAAGAAGAGCAACAACGGCGGUUACUUGAUCACCACGAAACGUCACAAGGAUUUCUGGCUCCUGGCUUGAUGAUGAGGACAAUCACACCUAAACCCUAAAUUCCUUUAAACAUCCUUUUCGUCUUGUUCCUUCUCUAUUGAUUAAAAGUUUGAUCGAAGGUUCGACUGGUUGUAUCAAUGCAUUCGCGAUAACGAUUGACAUUAAACAAUUGGCAAAUUGUUCUUGAUAGCGAUUGUAAGCUAUUGAGAUUCAAAAAUAACUAGUUGAUAAAUA
Messenger RNA from Tarenaya hassleriana, 903 nucleotides. RefSeq names its product universal stress protein PHOS32-like. NCBI's taxonomy places the organism in Eukaryota, Viridiplantae, Streptophyta, Magnoliopsida, Brassicales, Cleomaceae. The transcript has 3 exons. The coding region runs from base 1 to 699 and encodes 232 amino acids. The record is from RefSeq and is a predicted model, not a curated record.